Messenger RNA from Oikopleura dioica, 13455 nucleotides. Lineage: Eukaryota; Metazoa; Chordata; Appendicularia; Copelata; Oikopleuridae. The record is from the annotation of a GenBank genome assembly.
AUGGCUUCAGAUUCUGAGUGGGCGGAGAAGAAAGAGAAAAUUCUUAAAGAUUUGAAAAAAGUGGAAGAAGAGAUCGAAAAGACCGAGACCGCAGUGAAGCUGAAGAGAAUUCAGAAAAAGGAGCUCGAAGACAACAUCGCCAAUCCUGCCAAUCCAAACGAUAAGAUCAAGGAAGACGUGAACGAAGAGGAAGAUCUUGAGCCCUGGCAAGAGAUCUACGCGGCAAAUCGGAGACAAUCAGCAAAAUCACAUAACAAGGGCUCAGCAUUUCUGAACCCAGCGUUGACAGAAACUGGUCUCGGUUUUAGAGGUACUCUUCCGCAAAUGAACCAACCCUUCGACAGCGAGCGUAUCCAGCAGCUCAAGGUGCAGAUGAAAGAACACCAGCCCCGUCUUCUAGCCUACCUCUCCCGUAAGAAGCGCCUCGAGAAGCAGCGUGACAACAUCAUGUCGAAAAAGUACGACGAGGACUUGAAAAAGUGGAACGAAACGACGGAGAGAAAGAUGAAUACAAUCAAGGCGCGUGCGAUGGCACAACGUCACCGAGAAUGCUUCGAAAAGAUUUUCCCAGAGUUGAAAAAGCAGCGUGAGAAUCAGGAGCGUCUCAAGCGCACGGCUAAUCGCGAAUCUGCCCGCUCCGAGGCGGAAAUGAACGAAGUCUUAGAGAGCUUGCAAGCCAACGCGAACAGGAUGAAAAAGAUGAAGCAACAAGCGGUCGUCGUCCCUCGAUUACUGGACGCGAAUGAGCGGCGAUUCCAAGUUGUCGACACAACUGGUCGAAUUGAUGAUCCGGUUGAGCUGUACAGGCACACAUGCAAGGACAACCCAGUCUGGACGGACAAGGAAAAGGCCGCCUUCAAACGGGAAUACAUUAAUCACCCGAAACAGUGGCACAUCAUUUCCAGUUUGAUUCCGGGAGGAAAGAAGACUGUGUCCGACUGCGUCAAGCACUACUACUCGUCCAAGAUCCAAGAGCAGUACAAAAAAGCAUGUUCGUGCGUCGAAACGCAAGCCAGCGCCUGGCAGACAUCCGAAAAAGCGAGCAGAUCCAGCUCUUGCCCAAGGAGCCGAAGAAACGCAGCUGACAACAACCAAGACUCGUUUUGGGCGCAAAACAGCAGUUUGGAAAGAAGAGGAAAUCGAAGCAUACAAAAACGCUCUGCGCGAAUACGGAGAGGACUGGGAAAAGAUCUCCGAAGCUCUGUCUCUGUCGGCACUUGCCGAAAGUACAAACUCAAAGAUAUACUCAAAGAGCACUUGGCAAAAAAAGUCAAAGACGAAGUCAAAGCUGAGCCGGAGGAGAAAUUCGAAGACAAAAAGGUUAAAGACGAGCCAAAUUCGCCACCAAAAGGAGCGAAUUCUUCACCUGCUCAGGUGCCUGGAACUCCUCCAACUGCUUCGCAAAAAGAGGGCUCCCCUGUGGUAGCAACAGCAAAAGCCAACUCCGUCUCACCAAAAGCCCUUGAGCUGCUUUUACCAGCAGGCGUUGCUCCACCUUCGAGUUCAACGAUAAACAAGUCCGAAUCGCCCAAAGCCGCCAGUGUUUCGUCCCCUUGGACGCCCGGUAAGCCGGGCUCGAGGCCUACGACGCCUGUUGCCUCGCGAGUCGGUUCUGCCGCCGUAUCGCCAAUCGUUUUGCCAGUCCCACUCAAUGUCGCUGCAAUACCCUCUCGUCCUUCAACUCCAAGCCAAAAGCCUGCCCAGUUGCAAGAUAUCAAAGUUCCAAGCGUCGAGGAAGAUAAAUCCUCCAUCCAGCCAGUGCCAAGUUCCACCCCUGCUCCUAAUUUAUUCAAGCCACAGCAGUCGAUGAUCGGAAAUCCGAGCCCCCGAACCGGCGUUCCUUCGGUCCUCGUUGGUUUACAGCAGCAGAAGGCAUCCCAGAAGACUCCGAUCCGCGGACAGCCAGGAGGCACUCCAGAAGUUCUUUACCAGCAAUUCUUCUCCCCAUAUUCCGUCCAGCAAUACCCAGCAUCCGCUUUUAUCCGUGGCGUAAUUCCAUCUCCACAACAGUUUCUCUCCCAGCGCAUCGCGCCGCGUAACGCAGUUUCCGAAGCGCAAGCGCCACAAGCACAACAGCAAUCUCACCGGGUACUCGAUUUCGCUGAUAGUUCUAGCGCCAGUUCUGCAAGCCAAAGUCAGCAAAAUGCCACAUCCCAGCCCUACUCAGUCGAGUCACUCAUCACGCCACGACAAAGAAUCGCUCCAAAGACAUCUGACGCUGACUUUCCCGGUCAACGCAUCAUGCCAAGACCUGAAGCGGCCGAAAAUCCACCUGGACAUUCUCUCUUUCGUCAAGAACUGUAUCCAGUGCAGCCGAAAGUGGUGAAGCCUAUGAACGAGUGUCCGCUUCAGAUGCUUGCGCAAGCGGCUGAGGAUGCUGGAAAAGCGGAAAGUGCAAAGAAGGAAAAGAAACGCAAAGAAGAGGCGGAAAAACGCGCCAUCGAGCAAGCGAAAAAAAGAAAAAGAGCUUCAGAAUCUGGAGAAACAGCUAAUCAAACAGGAGCAGGAAAGGAGGAUGGAGGAAGCGAUGAAAGCAGAACAGGCAAGACAAGCAGAAAUCCGUCGCCAAAAGAUGGAAGAAGCUCCCCUUUGGAGCAAAAGCGCCGCGAACAAAAAGAAGCGGAAGAGCAAAAACGCCGAAAACUCGAGGAAGAAGAGGCGAAACGCAGAAGACGCGAAAAAGAAGAACGCGAAGAACUUGAGCGUCAGAAACUCCAGCAAAAACAGCAAGAAGAGGAGGCUAGAAAGGCUAAAGAAGCUGCGGAGCUUGCUAGGAAACUCGAAAAAGAAGCUGGAGAGAAGAGAAAUGCUGAAGCUAAAGCUCUUCUUGAGGCCCAAAAGAAAGAAAAAGCCAAAAAGGAAGCUUUGGAAAAAGCAAAGCGCGAAGCUCUUCAACAAAUCGAGGCAGAUGAGCGAAAAAGCAUCGAGCGAGCAAGACGAGAAAAGGAACGAGAAGCAGCGAAAGAUCGCGAAGCCGCUAAAGUCCGUGCUGCAAAAGAAGCCGAGAUUGCAAAACAAAUGGAAUCGACGAAGGAAAAGGCUGAUGUUGAAACUGACUUUGUGAAUCUUCUCUAUCAGAAACCAGCUUCCAGCAAUCAAGAAGUAAAGAUCAAUAUUCCUCCUUCUUUCGAGCUUAAACGACGCAAUUCCGAUACGUUACAGGCUGGAUCCUCUGCCUCUCCUGUAGUAAAUUUUAUAAAAGACAUCCCUGGAAAACCGCCGCCAGAUUCUUUCCCCAAGCAACCACCGGAUAAAGAACCCGAUAAAAAUGAUGAGGAAGAAGCAAAACUCCCACCUCCAGAGAAAAAGGCGCGAAUGAAAAGCCCAAGCCCACCACCGACUUCAACUCCCGACGAAAAUAUCCCUGUAGAACGAGUACACACACCAGAAAUGCCCACAGAGUCCACUCCUGAGGUACCACCAAAGGAGAUAGAGACUCCAGAUGACAGCUCGUCAAAAAACUUACGGGAAGUCACGAAGUCUGGUGACGGGUCCCAGGGCAGCGCGUCUCCUGCUGCUGCUGUCUCGGAACCAAUUAGAUCACCGACACCAGCUGUUACACCACCGCCAGCGAUUACUUACGGUAGUCAUCUCACCGAGGCUCAGCAGCAGAGUCAAACGAUUGUCAAAAUGGAGCCCGAUAGCGAAGGCUACGGCGACUACGGCGGAAGCAAUAAUUACGAUUCUUGUGGCAAUUUCCUUGCCGAAGAGACCGCAAUUAUUGAUCUGCUGUGCGAAACGUCGUCUAGCGAAGAUGAAGAGCCCGCUUACUUCGGAUCUGAUACGCCAGAUCUUACCUUCAGCCCUGUUAACGAAGAGGUCAUCGAUGACGAGGACGACGACGAGCCUCUCGAUCUCCUUCUCGGUAAAAGAGCUGAAGAAGAAGCUUCUGAAUCAGAGUCCGAGGCAGAAGCCGAGCCGGUGACUCCUGAACCACGAACUCCCGAGCCAAGACCUUCGGACGAGUCUGACAAUCGAAUUGAAACCACUCAAAACGCAGAAACGACCCUAACUGACCCAGAACAAGAAAAUGAAUCACCCGUACCCGAAUCAACGAACCUAUCAUGUGACAAUAAUUCCAGUGCAAUCAACUCCCCCUCUCAGCUGUCAAAAAACGUCUCCCGCGAUGAUUCCUCAGGGGAGGGCGACGAUCAAACCUCGUCGCCUCGACCCGGAAAAGCUGCAUCGGAUGCAAACUAUGUCUUGAAUCUAUUAGCAGAUGCAGCUUUGGGGAACCAUCACCCGCCGACAACAUCAAAUGAAACAAAUAGUCCUUCCAAAGAAAAUAUUACAUUAACAAACGACACUCAUUCUGACGAUGGUAAUUCUUCAGAAACUACUUUAGCGAUAGAUGACGAUACAAAAAUUGCUACAAGGAAAGAACGUUCAAUGGAAAAUAAAGCACCGACAAAAAUCGGUCUUGAAAACGUGGCUGAAGAAGCGAGUCCGAUGGACUCAAAAACUGAUCCUCCCAGUGUUGAUCCCGCAAAAAUCAAUACUGUAAACGAGUCCAGCAGUGAUGGUAAACAUAAGAUCGCCAAUAUUGUCGAAUCCGAUCCAGGCGUGGAACUUACUCAACAAAAACUAGAAGUCUGCCCUCCGGACAAUACGUCAGAAACCUCCAUUACUAACUCGGAGGGUCAGCUACACGCAUCUUCGAAGCUCUCAUGUGACGAAGACAAGAACAAGCUACUAUCAGUGGAGAACAACACCGAUAAUCAACUUGAACUUCAAAGUACCAGUGAACUUAAAAAUCGUAAUUCUCCAGUAGAGGAAUUCAAAGUCCCAUUGACUCCUAUUUUCGUUAAAGAGAAAACAUCCUUGGACCGCCCAACUGCUACUAUAUCUACAGUGCAAAGCGCAGCCAAUCAACAUAAAAUUCUUGAACAAACAAAAGGCUCCUCUGUAUCGGAAGACACUACGCCAUCCUCACUGAGUGGAGCCCUCCUCGCUAAUAAAACCCAAGAAGAUAAUCGCACGCCCGCUCUUUCCCAAGUUCAAGAACCCAAAACGGCCAGCCAGAAAACAGAGAAGCCAAGUGAGCGCGUCAAUCUUGAGCGUGAAGUCACUCAAUCCAAACGACCAGCCAACCAAAAUGCUUCGCUUUCAGAUGAGUCGACUGUGAAUAAAACUGAUACAAUGGAACAGCUAGAAGUUGAUGAAAGCUGUUUAGAGAACCCAAAGCUCGGCUUGAAACAGCAAGAGCCUGGUAGCUUUGAGCUCACUUUUAGCUUCUCUGAAAGUGAUCGGGAAUCAAUUGAUUCGCGCCCGGGAAGUGUCCUAUCUUCUCCAGCGCCUCAUAGAUAUCCUCAAUCUGUUGCUUCUUCCGAUGCAGAGAUGCCUUCCCUAGAGAUAGUCCCAAAGGACCUUCUCCAGACAGAGGAUGAGGAAGUCUCCAGCGCAGAAAAUAUCGAUCCAGAUAGCUUAUUUUCGAGGACAAAGAAAGUAUCCGAAACCGAAAAUGACGCAGAUGACGAAAAAGAGGAAGAUCUUGACGAUACAAUUUGUGCUGACGAAACCAUUCUGGAGGCUGACACGACAAUCACUGAGACAUCGGAUGCUUUUGAGCAAAAAGAGUCUGAAAAAGAAGAACCUCGAGAAUCGGAAAUACCGGAGAAAGCUUCCGCUGAAAAUAAUGAAAUCUCCCUGUCAAAACAGACGAUUGUUAUCCCUGAAACUCAUGAGAAAGUACAUACCACUUCCGAGAAGGUAGAAAUUCCAGAAAAACUCAAUCCUGAAAUAAAGAAACAAGAAGAAAAAGAUCAGAAAGAACCUGAACAAAAUGAACAACGAAAUACUGAGACAACAUCGAAAACUAAUGAAGUGGACUGCACUAGCUCAAAUCCUGACAAAAAGAGUAGCGUCGUACCACCUCCACCAACUACCGAGAAAGACAUAGUGCCUGUUUUAACUCCGACAAAUUCCCGAGGAGAACAGACGCAGGGGCAGCCAGUACCUAAAAUCAUCAGGGUACCUCCUAGCGGUCCAAAUCCCGUAGAUCAAGUAAAACCAGCUGAGAAAAGUGCGAGUAAGGUCAAGGCAACAAAAACAUUCAUGCCUCCAGUUGGUUUUACCCCCUCCUUCUCACAGACAGUAAAAAGAAAACUCAAUAUACCUGAUAAGGAGCAAUCUGUUCCCUUGGGGCCGGCAAGGAAGAAAAUGCGUGUGCCUCUUUCCCAGCAACCAAAAACUAUCACACAACCGCGGGUUCAAAUCAAUCCUGUCACUGAUUACUCGCAAUUUGUGCAGACCAAUGCUAUUUAUCAAAAGCCUCAAAGUCGAUAUGUGAAGCUACAGCCAGCACCGCCCACUUCUAGUGCUUCGAUGGCGUCUUUUUCGGAAGAACGGCUUCAACUUGAACGCCAGCGACAGCUUGAACAGCUAGAACUAAAGCACCUAGAAGAACGCCGCCGACUAGAGGCGAAUUUCAAGAAUGCUCCGCUUAGAAGAACAUCCACGAGCCCGUUGACGAUUGUAGCGGAUCCGAAUCGCCAGAGGAGGGUUGCUUAUUCGACUGAGCAGCAAAGAGUACACGCGAAUCCAGCAAGACCGAGCAUUGUCCAGCCACAGCUGAAUUUACGCCGGCCUGUGAUGGAGCAACCCAUCAGACCACGACUCGCGCAAAACAUCCAAAAUAUUCAACCAAGACCACCUAUCGACCCAAGCCGACAUUUCCGUCCCGUCCAACAGCCUGUUGCCCCAAGACCGAAACAGCAAAUACGGUGCACGCUGGAUGUAAAACUCACGAAUAAGGGCUUCCAAACUUUAUCGAGGACGACUCCUUCGCCAACGGGGUCAAAUGUCGGUUCCUUCGCCGAUGAAGCCGCUCAUGUACUCAAUGCUGUUGUGCGAGAGCUCCAGAAAAACAACUCGGAUGAGGUUUUGUCCAAUGAGCUUGUGACCAUCAUUGGCUUCGACUACAUUGAUAUCAUUCCUGAAAUUGUCAAGAACAAGUCUCGUAUUGUUUCCGAAGCUAUCAAACUAUCCGGUGCUUUUGCUACUACUGAUCGGGUUCUCAGAGAUCCAGGAAUGGUUCAAACAACCUCUGAAAAACGACUUCGGAAGAUGAUCCAAAAGGACAAAAAGCGAGAAAAGAAGCAGCAAACGAAGGCGAAUAAAGGCGGAACAAAUUAUGAAGAAGAUAAUGACAGCAUCUUAGACGUAGAAGCACUCAGAGAGCAGAGAAUGGCGCAAAUGGUCGAAGAUGCUACCCGAACAGCGCGAUUCGCACAGAUGGCGGAAAUGGCGCGGAAGAAUCCGAUCUUCAUCACUGGAAAAUCAUUGGUUCUACCUGAGGGAACUGAGCGAAUAGAUCUGAACGAAUAUGAAGAAAUCAAAAUUCCGAAUGAAGGGAAUAAGCUCCCACCAGAAGUAGCGAAGCAGUAUCCUAGAAUACCGAUUGCGAAGUUGGACAAAGUGUCCAAGCUCGUUUUUAACGGGAUGGAAUCGCUAAAUAAUCUUCAAUCAAUCGUCUUUGACGCUGCAUCGAAUACGAAUGAGAACCUUCUGGUAGCGGCGCCAACUGGUGCUGGUAAGACAAAUGUUGCCAUGUUGACUGUGUUGAAUGUGAUCAGACAAAACAUCAACGAGGUUGGAACGCUCAAGCUUAAAGACUUCAAGAUCAUCUACGUCGCGCCUAUGAAAGCGCUUGCUGCAGAAGUCACGGAGAAAUUUCAGAGUAAACUUCAAUGCUUGGGCAUAAAAGUCCGCGAAUACACUGGAGACAUGAAUUUGACGAAAAAGGAAAUUGAAGAGACGCAAAUGCUUGUCACAACUCCCGAAAAGUGGGAUGUGUUGACACGAAAGCGACUGCAAGAUGUAGAACUUAUGUCUAAGAUCAAACUGUUAAUUCUUGACGAAAUUCACUUGCUCCAGGACUCUCGAGGUGCUGUUCUUGAAGCGCUUGUGGCAAGAACUCUGCGACUUGUUAAUACAUCACAGCAAAUGAUACGAAUAGUCGGCUUGAGUGCUACCCUUCCCAACUAUGUCGAUGUGGCAAAGUUUUUGCGAGUGAAUCUUGACAAAGGACUUUUCUUCUUUGAUGGGCGAUUUCGUCCGGUGCCUCUUGAUACGCGAUAUAUUGGCGUGAAAGCAAAGGGUGGUCGUUUUGCACAGCUCAAUGUCAUGGACCAACAAGCUUAUAAAAUCGCCUUGCAGCAUAUAAGAAACGGCAAACAAGUCAUGAUUUUUGUCCACUCCCGUGGAGCGACAGCUAAGACCUGUGAAAGUCUAAUGGAACAGGCUUCACAAGAGGGCACCCGCCGGGAAUUCGAACCUGACCCCGAUCAUCAUCGAUACAACGACCUCAGCCGCCGAGUUAAGAAUGCCAGGAGCAAAGAAGUUUCGAAGUUCUUUCAGUACGGAUUCGGCUGUCAUCACGCUGGAAUGAUUCGAUCCGAUCGUUCCCUUACUGAAAAACUGUUUGAGCAAGGUCUUAUUCGCGUUCUUUGCUGUACAUCUACCCUCGCUUGGGGUGUUAACUUGCCCGCAUAUGCUGUAGUCAUCAAAGGAACAGAAAUUUACGUUGAUGGAAGAUACAUUGACUUAUCAAUUCUUGACGUGCAGCAGAUCUUUGGUCGAGCUGGAAGGCCUCAAUUCGAUACUUCCGGAGAAGCCACAAUUAUCACCACCCAUGAUAAAUUGGUGCACUACGUCUCUUUGAUGAUCCGUGCCGCGCCGAUUGAAUCCCAAUUCCUUUCGAAGAUCACUGACAACUUGAACGCAGAGAUCGCCUCUGGCUCUGUGGCUAACGUAGACGACGCUGUUCGCUGGCUUUCCUACACUUACCUCGACAUACGAAUAACAAAGAAUCCUUUUCAUUACGGACUAAAUCGUGAACAGAUAUCCGAUCUGGGUGGAAUCCACGAAGUCAAGAGAAAAUUCAUCAUCGACGCGGCUAAUGAGCUCGAUCGAGCAAAAAUGGUCAGAUACAAUCCAAGUACUCAGACUUUAGCAGCUUGCGAUCUCGGCAGAACAGCAUCUCAUUUUUAUAUCCGUCACGAUUCUGUACAAAUAUACAAUUCUGGAAUCGACAAAACAGCAAGCAUCUCCGUCAUGUAUUUGUUGGAUUUGAUUGCUAACAAGUACAAAGUCGUCGGUGGAGUUGAAAAUACCGCUGGAAAAGUCAACUGUCUCAUUCAAGCUUAUUUAAAUGGAUCAUAUGCUCGUGUUUCGAGUCUCAACUCAGACUUAAACUACAUCGACCAGAACUUGUCAAGAAUCGCAAGAGGUUUAUUUGAAAUUGUCAGAAAAUAUGGCAUGUGUCAUUUAACGAAUGAGCUUCACAAGAUGUGCCUUGGAAUGGAGAACAAGAUGUGGUGGACUUGGCACCCUUUUUACCAGUUCAAGACAUUCGUGAAUAAGGAUACCAAUCGUCCAGCAAUGGACAAAAUUGAACGGAAAAAUCUUACGCUCGAAAAGAUUCGCGAUAUGCCAAAAAAAGAGAUCGGACAAUUGGUGAAUAACAUGAAGAUCGCAGAGUUUAUCAAGAAGAUGGCCAAUAAGAUUCCGAGGAUAGAAAUCGAAGCCGAUGUUCAACCAAUUACCCGAACUAUCGUUCGUGUCGUGCUCAAGAUCAACAUCGAUAUGGUGAUGAAUGAAGGAAAUGGAGGAGAGCCAUUCUGGGUUUGGGUCGAAGAUCCAGACAAUGAUCGGAUUUACCACAAUGAGAGCUUCAUGGUCACUAGAAAAACUGUUCUCAGCCAGACUCCUAUCGAUAUUAACUUCACUGUGGCUCUUCCAGAGAAGAUCCCAUCUGCGUAUUUGAUCAAAGUUGUGUCUGAUCGAUGGCUUGGAGCUUCAGAAACCUGCGCGAUUGAUCUCCGAGGCUUGAUCGUCGCUGAGCUGCAUCCUGCUCACACGGAGCUUCUCGAUAUUCAACCUAUUCCAGUCACAGCGCUGAACAACCCAGAUUAUGAGUCGUUGUAUUCGUUUUCUCAUUUCAACCCGAUACAGACUCAAGUUUUCCACUGUUUGUAUCACCACGAUAGCAACGCUUUAAUCGGUGCUCCAACUGGUUCCGGAAAAACUGCCUGUGCCGAGUUGAGCAUGCUUAAAGUCUUCCGGGACUAUCCCAGCGGAAAGUGCGUCUACAUCGCGCCACUGAAAGCUCUUGUCAAAGAACGAAUGGAUGAUUGGACCAAGAAACUUGGAGGAAAACUUGGCAAGAAACUUGUUGAGAUGACUGGUGAUAUUGCUCCAGAUCAAAAAGCGAUUGUCAGCGCUGACAUCAUCAUUACAACGCCUGAGAAAUGGGACGGUAUCUCUCGUUCUUGGCAAACUCGAAAGUAUGUUCGAGAUGUGCGGCUCAUCGUCAUUGAUGAAAUCCACAUGCUCGGUGAGGAUCGAGGUCCUGUUCUUGAAUCGAUUGUGACACGAACCAAUUUCAUCUCCGCACAAACAAAGGCUAACCUGCGAAUCGUGGGUCUUUCCACUGCUCUCGCCAAUGCUCGCGAUUUAGCUGAUUGGUUAGGAAUCAAGAACUUUGGUCUUUAUAACUUCAAGCCUUCGGUUCGACCAGUUCCAAUGAGAAUUCAUGUUCAAGGCUUCCCCGGAAAGCAUUAUUGCCCGCGCAUGGCUCUCAUGAACAAGCCUGCGUAUCAGGCAAUUCAAGAGCACUCACCGACAAAACCAGUGAUCAUAUUCGUUUCAUCUCGUAGACAAACUCGUCUGACAGCCCUUUCUUUGAUCUCUUUGCUUGCUGGAAAUGAAAAUCCAAAAGCAUGGAUAAACUACGAUUUAAUCAACGAGCUUGAGUUGGACGCACUUAUUGACCGAAUCAAAGAUGUCAAUCUCCGUCACACACUAGAAUUCGGCAUCGGAAUGCAUCAUGCUGGUCUCGUUGAGAGUGAUAGAAGAAUCGUGGAAAAUUUGUUCCGAGAUCGCAAAAUUCAAAUCCUGAUCGCUACAGCUACACUUGCAUGGGGUGUUAAUUUACCAGCGCACAUGGUUAUUGUUAAAGGAACAGAGCAUUUCGAUGGAAAACAGAGAAAAUUUGUUGAUGUUGGAAUAACCGAUGUUCUACAGAUGGUCGGGCGAGCUGGGCGGCCACAAUAUGAUAACGAAGCAGUAGCAUGCGUCUUUAUUCACGAUAUAAAAAAGAACUACUACAAGAAAUUUAUCUACGAACCAUUCCCGGUCGAAAGCAACUUACUUGGAGUCCUACCAGAUCACUUGAAUGCUGAAAUUGUCGCUGGAACAGUCAAAUCGAAGCAAGAUGCGAUGAACUACUUAACCUGGACGUAUUUCUUCAGAAGAUUGUUGAUGAAUCCAAACUAUUACCAGCUAGACACACUUGAAGGAGAAGCUAUCAAUGAAUUCCUAUCUGAACUUGUAGAAAAGACGAUUGGAGAGCUAGAACGCUCUGGUGUUGUAGAGGUUGAUGAAGAAGACAACAAUCUUCUCUUUGCCACAAGUCUCGGUCAACUGGCCUCGUAUUACUAUCUCCGGCACGAAACAGCCCGACAUUUCUGCAUGAAAUUCAAUAAGAACAUGUCGUCCGAAGAUCUCUUGGAGCUUCUUACAGAAGCAACGGAAUUUUCAGAACUUCCUGUUCGUCACAAUGAAGAUCAAGAAAAUGAGCAUCUUGCCAAACAAGUUCCUAUCCAAGUUGAUCCGCGACAUUACGAAAGGCCGGAAAUAAAGACGCAUCUUUUGCUACAAGUUCACAUGAAUCGAGGAACUUUGCCAAGCUCAGAUUACUUGUUAGAUACAAAGACUGUGAUGGACAACGCUGCUCGUGUGAUGCAAGCUAUGAUCGACAUCUCUGCGGAACUUGGAUAUCUGGCCAACUGUAUCCGAGUCAUUCGAAUUUUACAAGGAAUAUCACAAGGACGCUGGCCCGGCGAUGAUCCCUUUACGGCUAUUCCGAACGUUGACCAGAAGAAAGCCGAUUAUCUCAAAUCAAAGAUGAGAAUCAAAUGCAUGGGGGAGCUCGUCUUCAAGAAGCCUCAUGAGAAGACCAAUAUCUUGGAGACUAUUGGCCUCCAAGGCAAAGACUUGCACAAGGCGGACGAAUAUCUGAAGGGACUACCAGCGAUAAAAUGCAAAUUUGGUAUUGGAACUGAUACAGAGGAAGAAUUCGUAAAAAUUCCAGAUGAUUACUUCAAGGGCAAUCUUCGCGACGAGAAAAGCUGGAUAAAACUCCCGGCCGCCGAAGAGUUCGUUUUGCAAGUGAAUCUAACCUGCCUUCAGCGUGGAAAAACCAUUUACGCCCAGACUCCUCGCUAUCCUAAGCCAAAGCUGGAAGGUUGGUUCAUCAUCAUUGGGAACGCAGAGACGGGAGAGCUUCUUGCUCUCAAGAAACUCGGCGCACGGCCCGUUAGCACAACUGUUGGCAAUCAAAAUUUGUUCAAAAACUUUCAAGAAGCUCUCAAACAGGAAUCUCGCAAAGAAGGCAUUGAUGAAGAGCUUGCCAAGCUCCAGAAACAGGUCAAAGAAGACCAGAAAAAGUUUGCUGAGUCAGAAAGAUACAAGAAACUUAAAAAAGAGACAGCAAGCGGUGUUGAAUCAUUAGGUGACAAAGCGGAAGAAUUUGCAAAGAAAAUGGAAGACUCAAAAUAUGGAGAGACGCUCAAAAAAGCAUCCUCUUCAGUUGGAAAUAUUGGCGAAACAUUUACGAAAACCUUCGAAAAUAUCAAAAAUAUCGAGUUCACAGAAAAACAAUCCCCAGAAGAACGUAUGGAGGUUUUCACAGAUGCUUAUGUAUCACCAAAUUACACGCCAGUACCUAUCAGAAUGAGAAAAGAAGUAAAAUAUCGUGACGUCAGCUUCGAUGCAGAUACAGAGGCAGAGGGCGUCACUGUUCAUAAGGACUGGAGCUUAUACGAAAGAUACAAGGAGUCCGCCAUGGGCCAGCGUAUGGAAGAUCUUGGAACUAGAAUUAAUGCCUCUGAAAACGCAAUGGUUCGAGGCUUCGCUAUUCUCGGGCAGAGGACUGGUGGAAUGAUGAGAAAACUUACAUCGAACAGCUAUAAUGACACGAUCAAGGCUAUUCGACAAGUGGACAAGAAAUUCGACCAAGAAGCCUUCGUGCACUUUUUGGAAACCGAAAUGAUCCCAAUCAUUCUCGAAGCAAAAGCUAUCAACGACGUGGACGUAAUUGAAGAUUGGUGCUUUGAUGCUCCAGCUCAGCGAUUUGCGAUCAAGCAUCGAGAGCAAGCAAAGAACAAAAUCACUUAUUAUGAAAAAACGAUCAACCUUCAAAAGCUCGAGAUUUUGGAUGGAACCGUUCAUGAUAACAUGCCUGCCUUCCAGAUCUCCUUCGAGACGAACACGCUGAUGGCGUACACGGACAAGGAUGGAAAUGUUAUUGAGCAAGAAGGCUACCCAAAGCCCGAUGAAGUUUAUAAAUCGUACCACGUUUGGUCAGUCUGUAGAGAUCCAAUGGAGCCCGAGCCGUCCGCUGCCUGGAGAGUGCUAGAAUGUGAAACUAUGGACCAGAAACUGGCCUUUUGA